AUGCCACUUCUCGAUCCACGCUCAGAGCCAUCCUACGGCACUAUUGAACACGAACACAGCAGAAUGGAGGAUGAAAGAGAUCAACUGUUGCAGGAUGAGGUCGAGGGUCAGUCUAGUGGACUGUCCACACCGGAUGAAAUGCAGGAGGGAGUUCAAAAGAUCGAAGCUAUCAAUAUGACUUGGACAGCGAAGUCUUUAAUGAUAGCCUACGUCAGUAUAUUCCUCAUGGCAUUCUGCACAUCACUGGAAGGUCAGACUGUAAUGUCGCUGUCUGCAUAUGCGACGAGUGCAUUUAGUCAACACUCAUUGAUCUCGACCGUGCUAGUUGUUCAAAAUGUGGUCAAUGCUGUCAUCAAACCCCCUAUGGCCAAGAUCGCCGACGUAUUCGGUCGCUUCGAGGCUUUCUGUUUGAGUAUCCUUAUAUACAUGCUGGGAUACAUCCAAAUGGCCGGAUCUACCAACGUCCAGACCUAUGCCUCUGCUCAAAUCUUCUACUCUGCGGGCUCGACGGGGUUGCAGAUCCUUCAACAAGUCUUCAUCGCCGACAGCAGUGACUUACUGAAUCGUGCCUUCCUUGCUCUUCUGCCCCAAUUCCCGUUCCUGGUUACAGUCUGGCUCGGGCCGACCAUUGCGGGGGUGGUGCUGCGCACUAGCUCAUGGCGAUGGGGUUAUGGGAUGUGGGCUAUCAUCUUGCCUGCAUCCUUCUUGCCACUCGCCCUUACGCUGCUCUUCAACCAACGCAAGGCCCAGAGAUUAAAUUUAAUCAAAAAGCGAACCAGAAGACGGACGAACUUGCUCAGCGUCAUGCGUCGGACCUGGUACGAUCUGGAUGUGGGCGGACUCACCCUUUUGUCCGCUGCUGUCACAUUAAUUUUGGUACCUUUGACUCUGGCGGCCACUGCAAAGAACGGGUGGAAGAGCGUCAGUAUUCUGGUCAUGAUCGCGCUUGGUGUUGUUUGCCUGUGUCUGCUACCGCUCUGGGAGUCUUCAAGGAAAUUGGCUCCCAAGCCCCUGCUCUCUUUACAUCUUCUCAAGCAGAGGACUGCUCUUGCCGGCUGUGCAUUGGCGUUCUGGUAUUUCAUGGCCUUUUACUUUUCUGUUCAGCCUUAUCUCUAUUCCUACCUGCAGGUUGUACAUGGGUACGAUGUUGCCACUGCCGGCCGCAUCACGCAGACCUUUUCUUUCGCCGCCACCAUUUCUGCAUUCGGCGUCUCAAUUCUUAUCAAGUAUACCCGACGAUACCGCAUCUACAUUACCAUCGGAUGUGUCGUAUACAUGACUGGCCUAGCCCUUAUGCUCCUAUACCGAAGAGAACGAGCCUCGCACUUCCAAAUUCUCGGCACACAAGUCCUAAUCGGCAUUGGUGGUGGCCUAGUCAACGUGCCCGUCCAACUAGGCGUCCAAGCAUCCGCCAGCCACCAGGAAGUCGCAGCAGCCACUGCGAUGUUCCUGACUUCCAUGGAGAUGGGCGGUGCAGUCGGCGCUGCCAUCUCCGGGGCCGUUUGGUCCUCGGCCAUCCCACACAAACUUCUCCGCUACCUCCCCGAGGAAAGCAAGAGUCAAGUUGCUGAUAUCUUCGGCAAGCUGACCACCGCUCUGUCGUACCCAAUGGGAUCUGCAACUCGCAUUGCUAUUAACCGUGCGUACCAAGAGACCAUGAACCGGCUGUUGACACUGGCUGUCAUCGCCACCCUCCCCCUGAUCCCGUUAAGUCUUCUCAUGGUCAAUUACAAACUUGACAAGAUGGGCUCCGGUAGUCCCAACCCCCGGGGUGACUCGGUUCCAGUUGAGGCAGAGGUAGAGCCUAGCCCAGAUGACAGACACUCCAAACGAACAUAA
This is a messenger RNA of Penicillium coprophilum, 1839 nucleotides long. RefSeq names its product siderochrome-iron transporter MirC (gene mirC). Gene Ontology annotation, molecular function: siderophore-iron transmembrane transporter activity. Gene Ontology annotation, biological process: siderophore transmembrane transport. The record is from RefSeq and is a predicted model, not a curated record. The transcript has 5 exons. The coding region runs from base 1 to 1839 and encodes 612 amino acids. NCBI's taxonomy places the organism in Eukaryota, Fungi, Ascomycota, Eurotiomycetes, Eurotiales, Aspergillaceae.